Molecule: messenger RNA, 840 nt
Organism: Halichondria panicea
Lineage: Eukaryota; Metazoa; Porifera; Demospongiae; Suberitida; Halichondriidae
Product: complement receptor type 1-like
Exons: 4
Coding region: 89-601 (170 amino acids)
Source: RefSeq, a predicted model, not a curated record
CUGUCCUCCCUUGACUGCUCCUACCAAUGGCUUUGUGACAUACAGUAGUUCUACUUCUGAUGAAAACGGCAACUAUGCUUUCAACACCAUGGCUAACCACAGUUGUGACACUGGGUUUGUUCUGGUUGGUAGCAACACAAGGACUUACACUGGAGAUGGUAGCAGCACUACUGGUGUUUUUGAUGGAGAAGCAGCAUUUUGUGAACUUACCUGUGUCCUGCCCACCCCUCCUCUUAAUGGAGUGUUGCUCACCAACACUGACCAAACCGAGAGCUCAGUCACUACCUUCCAAUGUGAUCCUGGUUUUUCACUGGUGGGUACAGAGACUGCUACUUGUAACAAGUCUGGUUUAUGGGAUCCUGACCCGGCUCUAUUGGAGUGUAACAGUGAGGCAAUAACUGGUGCAUGGAAUGUUGCUGCUCUAUCUGGAGGUUUUGUUGCUAUAGUGAUGGUACUGAUUCUACUGGUUGUCAUCUUAGUAGUCACUAUCACAAAGAAAAGGAAAGCCAAUGGACUUCCAACAGCCCCAGUUGAUCCAGUAUACGAGGAAGUUGGUUUAGCAAUGACACCAAGAACACAAGACCCAACUAAUGAAGUUUAGGACAAGUGAGGAAAUAAAGUGAUUUGUGUAAUGAUGCAUGUGUGUAAUGAUUAUCCUACCCCAUGCAGACGGCAAAACAAAACAUGACUUUGCUAUCGAUCGCGAAUCUGGCAUAUGGAGAAAUCAAAUACUUGAGUACCUAAGAACUGACUUACUUUUGAUGUAGAUAGUUUGCUUUAAAAGUUAAUUGAUGUAUCUUUUAUUAGCAGCUAUAGAUAGCUAAACAAGUAACUCAUUAC